GCUUUGGCUUCCGUCGGAGCUCGCGAAUCGCGAUGGCGAUGGCGAUGGCGAUGGCGACGAUCGCAGCGACGCGCGGGAACAACCAGCGAUUCCGAGCGCCGCCUCCCUCCCCGAUUGCAACCGGAAAGGGACGCAGAUCGGCAGCGGUCGAUGAUCGUGUGUUCUCCGAGUACCUCGACAAAUCGCUCCGGGUCCCCGAUCUUUCCCUUCCGGGACCCUACUGCCGCUCCAAGUCCCCGAUCAAGGAUCCGGUGGAGGUUGAUCUGCGUUCUUUGUUAUCCGGAGAUGAGUCCAUAGCCCGUCGUGUGCUUGCCGCAGCCGCGGAGAUUGGCGCGGUCCCAGUGGUCGGCGGGGGCGAGGCAUUGGCGGAGGAGGUCAGGGCCGCGAUUGAAGCGGGCAAGGGGGUCAUGAAUCCUGAGGGGGAGAGGUUGAGUAGGUACAUUGAGAAAAAUUGGUUCGCACGGAGGGAUGGAACCGUGCAGGAGUUCGUUUGGUAUCGGUCGCGGAGCCCAGAGACGGAGCGGCUUCUCCAGCGGACCUGGCCUGGAUCGUAUCUUGCCCUCAGGGACAACAUGGAGUGUAUUGCGUUAAGGCUGGAUACUGUAGCGGAUUGCAUUGCCAAAAUUCUUUCUAAAUAUGUCACAGAUCCAACACCCACCAAAAGACUUCGCGAGGUUCAGUCAACCCUUCAUCUGAGAAAGCAAGUAUCCCCUUACACCACAAGUAAAACACUGGAUUCUAUUGAAACCAAAUCACGUAAUUCUGAUGUUUUGAGUCUCCACAUUUGCGGCGAUCAUCAUGAAUUUUGCAUCCAUCAUCCAGAAGGCUCUAUAAUUAUCAUGUUGCGGGCAGGGGACAUUCUAGUUACAAUCGGUAAAACACUCCAGGAAUUGUGCAAUGGAGAGCUAAGGAGUGCCUCAGCGGAAGCACUUUUCCAGCCAGUAGAUGAUUCAUUUACCUCAUUCUCGCUUGAAUACAUGUGCUGUCCCCUAGUUCUGUCUCAUGAGCCUGAUCCUGAUCCUGAUCAUGAAACAAAAACGAUCUCUUUAACUGAUCAGUUGCUGGUGGUUCUUUUUUUUGUUCUGUUAUACUGUUUUGUCACCUAGAUCUUGCAGUGUGUUGUUCGGAGGAAGAAAACUGGUGUUUCAUCUUCUUCUGUGCUUAGAGAUGGCCUGCAGCUGUUGACUGCUGUUUCUUCUCCUCUUUUCCUCCUUUUUGCCUUGUGUGAAAAGGUCAUCUGGUGGAUGCUUCUCAAGUCCUCGUGUAGUAUUUUGUGGAUUAGUGAAAGAUUAAUUGACA
Zingiber officinale is the source of this 1299-nucleotide messenger RNA. RefSeq lists its product as uncharacterized. The coding region runs from base 33 to 1106 and encodes 357 amino acids. The record is from RefSeq and is a predicted model, not a curated record. NCBI's taxonomy places the organism in Eukaryota, Viridiplantae, Streptophyta, Magnoliopsida, Zingiberales, Zingiberaceae. The transcript is spliced from 3 exons.